UCGACGGCAACACUCGAUGACCUCACUUCAAAUAAGGGACGAGAAAUGUCUCUGAAACUUUACUUCUCUCUACACUCAUCACCCAAAAAUGCAAAAAUCUCCAACAUUUUUAUCGCUCAGCAAUCCUCCGGUGAUCGGAAACCUUCCCCGGCCGAGGAGUUUUCUCCGCUGGCUGAGAAAUUCAACAGGCGGCUUCUUCUGGGCGUAGGAUCGUCAUCUGUGCUUGCGAUCGGUGCUAAUUUCGGAGGAAUCACGAGUUUAAUACUCGGUUUUUCGCCGGAAUUCGGCCGGAAUUUGAAACUCGACGUCGUAUAUCCGAUCAGAGGUUAUAGGAGAUGUAUCGACACGGUUGAAGGAUUCGAGUUUAUAUAUCCGGCUUCGUGGGUUGGAGACCAGACGCUUUUGUAUAGAGCGGCUCGGAAAACAGAGCGGGAGAUUUCGCUAGACCUUCCUCCGGCUAGAAACAGUCGCCGGAAAAACGUCAAUGAACCGGUUGUUGCAUUUGGACCGCCCGGUUCGACCGGCGAGCUCAAUGUCAGUGUUAUCGUCUCUCCUGUCUCACCUAGUUUCUCAAUCGAAGCGUUUGGAGGGCCUAAAGAAGUAGGUGAAGCAAUAGUAAGAACAGUGACAGGAUCUGGUCAAAGAACAGAUUUAAAGGGAACUUUGCUGGAAUCAAAUCUCAGGCAAGAUUCAGAGAGAAAGUUGAAGUACUAUGAGUUGGAGUUUAAAGUCGAAUCACCUCUUUUCCGGCGGCAUAACGUGGCCGUUUGUUGCGCUAACGGUGGCCGGCUUUAUACUCUGAACGCUCAGGCUCCAGAGUCAGCUUGGUCGGAGUUGCGAUCGGAGUUUUUCACUAUUGCUAAAUCAUUCAAUAUCAUUUCUUGAAAUGUGAAGGAAAACAAACUUUAGUUUCGCAAAAGAAACAAGACACUACAAAAGCAAGGCUUAUUUUCUUUUCUUCAUAAUCGGUAUUGGGAUAGAGUUACUUUGGUCAAUAACAAAGAGAAUAAUUCUGUUCAUAUUCACCUUUUCUUUUUGUAAUUAAAUUCAUAUUAAGAUGUUUCAC
Molecule: messenger RNA, 1066 nt
Organism: Eutrema salsugineum
Lineage: Eukaryota; Viridiplantae; Streptophyta; Magnoliopsida; Brassicales; Brassicaceae
Product: psbP domain-containing protein 7, chloroplastic
Exons: 3
Coding region: 46-885 (279 amino acids)
Biological process (GO): photosynthesis
Cellular component (GO): photosystem II oxygen evolving complex; photosystem II; extrinsic component of membrane
Molecular function (GO): calcium ion binding
Source: RefSeq, a predicted model, not a curated record